Cyprinodon tularosa is the source of this 2507-nucleotide messenger RNA. RefSeq lists its product as uncharacterized. The transcript is spliced from 7 exons. Gene Ontology annotation, molecular function: GTP binding. The coding region runs from base 174 to 1721 and encodes 515 amino acids. The record is from RefSeq and is a predicted model, not a curated record. NCBI's taxonomy places the organism in Eukaryota, Metazoa, Chordata, Actinopteri, Cyprinodontiformes, Cyprinodontidae.
CUAAAACCCUAACAGGUAAGAUCAGCCUCUCUGGGGCAAAUGGUUAAUCUUCAUUUAAAGGCUGUGAAGCGAUUUCAGACCUUGUUACCAUGAAAGAGGACUCACCUGUUCUGGUGGAGAAAAGAACCAGCCUCUAUAAAAGUUUCUGACCGGUAGAGCUGUUGAGCUAAACUAUGAAGAUAGAAAGAAACAGAAGAGGAUUUCCAGAGCAUAUUUUUGAAGGUCAGCAUUUGAAGCUCCCAGAACUAAAAAGAAAAGCUCGAUAUGAAGGUCUGGAGAGUAAAUACCUGUAUAGAGAGAUUGCAGAAUAUCCUAAACCUGAGUUCCAUGUGAGUCGUCUGAAGCAUGACACUUCAGAAGACGGACUUAAAGGGAUCAGGAAGGAUGGAGGCUUCAGGGAUCCAUAUGGGGGAUCCCUGGUUUGGUGGAGUCUGACUGUGGGACCAGAGGAGCUGAAGGAUGCUGAGAUGAGGCUCCUAGAGAAGACCUUCCCAGACCGGAUGGAGGUGGAAGAUGCUGAGCAGCAGAGCUUCCUGUGGAGGUUUGCCACCUCUCCGGCCUUCAAGGAGACGUCCCGGCUGGGCUGCUACCGCUUCACCUUCUCACUGGAGGAGGUGCUGACGGCCUACAGAGAACAGUUCUGCUCUGGAGCCCAACCCGUCAUGCGGAUUUACAAAACCGUGCUGUACUCACAGGAAGUGAUGCACGUGGUUCUGGUCCACAGUCCAGCCAGUCAGAGGGAGUUCUCCCAGUUCCCUUCUCUGAGCCUCGACCCAAACGCUGUUUGUGUUUUCAGUGAUGGAUGUUUUAUCUGGAGGCCCGAGGCGAUGUGUGAAACUCAUGGAUACGAGCUGGUCUACAGACAUCAAACCAGGCAGAUGGAAACAUGGACUUGCUCUCCUCAGUAUUAUGUUUGGGAUCAUGUUGCAGUCGCCCUCCAUGUUGGUCCAAAGGUGUUGAAGUUCAACGUCGAUCAGCUCAGAACUAAGCUGAAGUUCUGCCAGCAAGAUGAAGUUAGUUAUGGCCAAAACUUUGGAAACCCAGAUGGUUUUGAUGGCGCUAAAGCCGAAGUGAAGAAGCUGUGGCCCGGCUGGACUGGACUGCUGGAGAUUGAAAGCUCGCUGAAGCACAGUCUAACUGUUACAGACAUGCAGCUGGUUCUUGUUGGGUGGCCUGGCGUGGGGAAGAGCUCCAGUGGGAACACCAUACUGGGAAGAACCGCCUUCAGCACCAGCAGUGCUGCAGACAGUCAGCUCUCAGGUGGAACCCAGUGCUGUCUGCAGCGAGGGACCAUCUUCAGCAGGGAGGUGACCAUCAUCGACACCCCAGGACUCUCAGGAAGGUUCAGCCCUGACCUGAAGAAGGAGAUCCUCAGAUGCAUCAACCUUUGGAGUCCUGUUCCCCAUGCCAUCCUGCUGGUUGCCAGACUGGGUUUCUUCCCCACAAAUGUUAAAAAAACAGUGAAGCAGAUGGAGAGGAUGUUGGGGGAAAACGUCUGGAGCCGAACCGUGAUCCUCUUAACCCACCAGGAUCAGGCGGAACCAGAUGUGAAAACCCAGCUGCAGGAAUGCAAAGCUAAGCUGAAGGAGCCCUUUUUAAAAAAAGUGUGUCUGGUCCUCAACAUCAGCCCAGAGUGCAAAGAUCUCCAGCAGAUUUGGGAUCUUCUGCAUGAGGCAACAAAACUGGUUAGUGAACAAAUGUCAGUGUCGAGGAUGCAGUGAAGCCUGCAGACUGGGUCAGACUUUGGUAUCACUGAUCCUUUCGUAGGUUCUAUCAUCUGAAGAAAAUUCCCAGCCUUUGAUCCAGAACCAAAGCUACAGAUCAUACUUUUAUAGGCGGUAGGGUCCAGGAUGAACUGCCUUAUGAUUUCAAUUUAGCUGAAUAUUGAUAACUAUUGAUUAAUUCGAUAGACGUCAAACGAUACAGGAUUUUUCGGGCCGAUACAGAUUAUUUUGACAUCAGUCUAACCCCGACAUCUCACAUCCUCCAUAACGGCCCAGCUUCGUUUCAGUCCACCUGUGCAAAGCGAAGCCAAUAGCCUCCGCUGUCCCUUCCGUCUUGCUCCGCUCCAACUUCCUAGGAGCUCGAGGAGAGCAUGCACAAUAUUAUUAAAUUCAUAGGAGCAAAACAUGCGAUAAUUGUCAUGAUUUUCGAAAGGGAUAAAUAGUAUCAUUUAUCCCUAUUACAAAGACCCAUAGUUGAUCAUUGAUUGUUCUCUACCUCAAAUGGAUGGAUGGAUGUGAAAGAGUUCUCAUUGAUUAACAUUAUUGCACAAGUGCUCCACAUGACGUACAUGAGCGGGUCGGAGACGGAGGAUGUGGAAUCCUUCAUUGGGGUUGAUUCUUGAAGCCGAUAUCACCUUUUCUUCUUCCAUUUACAUGAUAGAAAUGAUGAGAAAUGUUACACCAGCAGGGCUUGAUGUUAACCAUUGCCCGAUCUCCCGGGGCAAGUGGUUUUUAUUGUUGGGAGAGUACAAAUUUCAUUGGAUUUGCCCCCCGGGCAAUUGC